AUACAAACCAAUCAUGGUCUGAAGUUUACCAUCUUCUAAUGGCUCCUUCCAGCAGGAUAAAGCUCCACGUCACAAACUGGUUUUGUGAGCAUGACAGUGGGUUCAGUGAACUUCAGUGCCCCCCCCCAGUCACAGCAUCUGGAUCCAGUAGAGCACCUCUGGGAUGUGGUAGAACGGGAGACUGGCAGCCUGACAAAUCUGCAGAAAUGUCGCGAUGCAGUCACGUGAACAUGGACCAGAACCUCAGGGGAAAGUUCCCCACAUCUGGUGGAAUCCAGGCCACGAAGACCUGAGGCUGAUCCGGGAGCAAAGGGAGGAACCACCCAGUGUUAGCAUGGUGUUCCUAAUAAAGUGCUCACUGUAACGUUUUCUCCCAGCGGGUUUGUCCGGUACCGUGUCUCCGCUCCUGCAGGCGGCGCUCUUCACCGUUUAAUCCGACUCCCACUACCGUACUCUGUCACUAAGGAAACAAGAUGGCGUCCGGCAGCGGGUCCAGUAAGAAUGACUUCCGUCGGAAAUGGGACAAAGACGAGUAUGAAAACCUUGCUCAGAAACGACUGGCUGAGGAGCGAGACAGAGAGAGGAGAGAUGGGAAGGUGGCUCCGCCGGUUAAGCGGGACCUCCUGCGUCACAGAGACUAUAAGGUGGAUCUGGAGUCCAAACUGGGGAAGACCAUCGUCAUCACCAAGACCACUCCUCAGGCUGAGAUGGGCGGUUAUUACUGUAAUGUCUGUGACUGCGUAGUGAAAGACUCCAUCAACUUUUUGGAUCACAUCAACGGCAAGAAACACCAGAGGAACCUGGGCAUGUCGAUGCGGGUGGAGCGUUCGUCUCUGGAUCAGGUGAAGAAACGUUUCGAGGUGAACAAGAAGAAGCUGGAGGAGAAGCAGAAGGAGUACGACUUCGAGGAGCGCAUGAAGGAGCUGCGGGAGGAGGAGGAGAAGGCGAAGGCCUACAAGAAGGAGAAGCAGAAGGAGAGGAAGCGUCGGGCAGAGGAGGACGUGGACUUCGAGGAGGACGAUGAGAUGGCGGCCGUCAUGGGUUUCUCAGGCUUCGGCUCGUCCAAGAAGAGUCACUGAGGCUCUGCAGCUCGACUCCAGGCUGAGGACCACUUUGCACCGGGACAGGAAUCUGGUUUUUGUGCCGCCCCCCUUUCAGUCAGCUGGAGUUUCAGACCAGAACCAGACUGUAAACACAGGAUGGAGGAGUCCUGCUGCAGGCUGCGGUCAUUUCUCCACAGUCCUGACGUCCCGCUCAUUGUCCUGGUUCAGACUUUCACUUUUUUCUUUACAGCCAGGCUCUUAUUUUGGUAGUUUUAUCCAUCACUCUGUCUGUUCUGGUGACAUUUGCUCUCACAGCUUCCUGUCACAGACACGAGUGAAAAUGAAAGUGAGAUCUUCUAAAUGUUUGUGAGUGAGAAGUUGUCAGAACUGAGAGAAACGAUGGACGGAGCGACAAAAAUGAGACAAAAAACAAAUCUGCAGAAGUUUCCUUUGCGAUGAUAAGAAGUCAGAGGGCGACGCGUUUAGGUUCCUGCAGAUAAAACGAUUAAAGUAUCAGAAACCACAGAAACGCUUUCAGCAGUUUGAGCUUUUCUUCACUUCUCCUUCACACAAAAAUACAUCUGAAUUCAUUAAAAUACAAAGUUCAGAUACAAAGAUUCAUAUUUUUUUUCUCAGUAGUGUAGUUUUAAUGAAUUAACUGAAUUUUUGAUACCAGGAGUUGGAUUACAAAUAUCAACAAACUGAAUUUUAACUUGUUCAAUCUUUAUUUGUGACGUCAGAAAAAGAAAAGCUCAAACAGCUGCAGCAGUUCUUUUCUUUUCGACGUGUCAGAGUUCGUCUGUUUUAUCAGGAUACUGAAGUUGUGGAAAUUGUGAUUUUAAUAAAUGCUCUGUUUUUCUUUGUUUCCA
Messenger RNA from Xiphias gladius (swordfish), 1912 nucleotides. It is a transcript of the gene zmat2, whose product is annotated as zinc finger, matrin-type 2. NCBI's taxonomy places the organism in Eukaryota, Metazoa, Chordata, Actinopteri, Istiophoriformes, Xiphiidae. Gene Ontology annotation, cellular component: U4/U6 x U5 tri-snRNP complex; spliceosomal complex. Gene Ontology annotation, molecular function: nucleic acid binding; zinc ion binding. Gene Ontology annotation, biological process: mRNA splicing, via spliceosome. The transcript is spliced from 6 exons. Bases 474 to 1079 code for a protein of 201 amino acids. The record is from RefSeq and is a predicted model, not a curated record.